Messenger RNA from Sorex fumeus (smoky shrew), 899 nucleotides. RefSeq names its product SHOX homeobox. Gene Ontology annotation, cellular component: nucleus. Bases 1 to 897 code for a protein of 298 amino acids. Gene Ontology annotation, biological process: regulation of transcription by RNA polymerase II. The transcript has 5 exons. Gene Ontology annotation, molecular function: sequence-specific double-stranded DNA binding; DNA-binding transcription factor activity, RNA polymerase II-specific. The record is from RefSeq and is a predicted model, not a curated record. NCBI's taxonomy places the organism in Eukaryota, Metazoa, Chordata, Mammalia, Eulipotyphla, Soricidae.
AUGGAGGAGCUCACCGCCUUCGUCUCCAAAUCUUUCGACCAGAAAGCCAAGGAGAACGGCGGCGCAGGAGGCGGCGGCGGCGGCGGCGUGGGCGCCAAGAAAGAUUCGAUCACGUACCGGGAAGUUUUGGAGAGCGGACUGGCCCGCUCCCGCGAGCUGGGCAUCUCGGAGCCGAACCUGCCGGACCUCGCCGAGGGCGGCGGCCACUGCCCGGUGCUUUUGUUCAAAGACCACGUGGACAGCGACAAGGACAAGCUCAAAGAGUUUGGCACGGGGAGGGUGGCCGAAGGCCUUUACGACUGCAAGGAGAAACCGCCGCGCGACGACGUCAAGUCCGAGGACGAGGACGGACAGACCAAAUUGAAGCAGCGGCGCAGCCGCACCAACUUCACGCUGGAGCAGCUCAACGAGCUGGAGCGGCUCUUCGACGAGACACACUACCCCGACGCCUUCAUGCGGGAGGAGCUCAGCCAGCGGCUGGGGCUGUCGGAGGCGCGGGUGCAGGUUUGGUUCCAGAACCGAAGGGCCAAGUGUCGAAAGCAGGAGAAUCAGAUGCACAAAGGAGUUAUUCUGGGCACCGCCAGCCACCUGGACGCGUGCCGAGUGGCCCCGUACGUGAACAUGGGGGCCUUGCGGAUGCCUUUCCAACAGGUCCAGGCCCAGCUGCAGCUGGAGGGCGUGGCGCACGCCCACCCACACCUCCACCCGCACCUGGCGGCGCACGCGCCCUACCUGAUGUUCCCGCCGCCCCCCUUCGGGCUGCCCAUCGCCUCGCUGGCCGAGUCCGCGUCGGCCGCCGCCGUAGUGGCCGCGGCGGCCAAGAGCAACAGUAAGAACUCCAGCAUCGCCGACCUGCGGCUCAAGGCGCGCAAGCACGCCGAGGCGCUGGGACUCUGACC